Chanos chanos (milkfish) is the source of this 2791-nucleotide messenger RNA. It is a transcript of the gene chpt1, whose product is annotated as choline phosphotransferase 1. The transcript has 8 exons. Lineage: Eukaryota; Metazoa; Chordata; Actinopteri; Gonorynchiformes; Chanidae. Bases 154 to 1293 code for a protein of 379 amino acids. The record is from RefSeq and is a predicted model, not a curated record. Gene Ontology annotation, biological process: phospholipid biosynthetic process. Gene Ontology annotation, molecular function: diacylglycerol cholinephosphotransferase activity. Gene Ontology annotation, cellular component: endoplasmic reticulum membrane; Golgi apparatus.
CGAACGUUGGUUCCGGUCCUCAAGAUGACUGUCCUCACGUAACCCGUACCUAUGUGCACCUCUUCUGGGUGAUCGCUUGAAACUGGAACACCAGAAAGAAAUCAGAGUAAUUUGUACCGAACUGGCUUGCACUUUUGGGGCCCUGCCGUGACAAUGCCACACUGCCUAUGCCCGGAGCCGCUGUCAGCUGCUCAGCUCAAGCGACUGGAGGAGCACAAGUACAGCGCCUCGGGUCGGUCUUUAUUCGAACCACCGUGCCAGAUAUAUUGGAAUUGGUUAGUUCAGCAGAUACCGACGUGGGUUGCACCUAAUACGUUGACUAUAGCUGGACUUAUUGUCAAUAUUGUCACCACUGUCACCCUGGUUUAUUACUGUCCGACAGCAACAGAGGAGGCUCCAGGGUUGGCCUUUGUCCUUAGCGCCUUAGGCCUGUUUAUUUACCAGUCUCUGGAUGCCAUUGAUGGAAAACAGGCCAGACGCACCAAUAGCAGCUCUGCACUGGGAGAGCUCUUUGACCAUGGCUGUGAUGCAGUCUCCACAGUUUUUGUUGCCGUGGGAACGUGCAUAUCCUGUGGGAUAGGAGCAUACCCUAAUUGGAUGUUCUUCUGUGGCUUUGUGGGCAUGUUCAUGUUCUUCUGUGCACACUGGCAGACAUAUGUGUCUGGAACAUUGCGCUUUGGCCUGGUUGAUGUGACGGAGGUCCAGAUUGCCAUUAUAAUCAUGUAUCUGAUGACUGCUUUUGGGGGAGUAGGUCUCUGGGAAAUAACGUUGCCUGUUCUGGGAGUGAAGCUGCACAUUUUCCCCAUUCUGGGCAUCAUUGGUGGCUUCCUGUCCUCAACCUACAACUAUUUUUAUGUGAUCCUCAAUGGUGGAGUAGGCAAAAAUGGCUCCACAGUAGCAGACACCAGUGUGCUGUCGCCAGGGCUUCACAUUGGCCUUAUCCUCACUCUGGCUUUAAUCAUAUUUAAGAAGUCCUCCAGUCAGCUGUUUGAACUACACCCCUGCCUAUACAUCCUAACCUUUGGCAUGGUCAUUGCCAAGAUUUCCAACAAGCUUGUGGUAGCCCAUAUGACCAAGAGUGAGCUUCAUCUCCAUGACACUGCCUUCAUCGGUCCAGGGUUACUCUUCCUUAACCAGUACUUCAACAGCUUUAUUGAUGAAUAUGUUGUCCUUUGGAUUGCUUUCGCCCUGUCUGUGGUAGAUCUGAUGCGUUACUGCACAGGUCUGUGCCUGCAGAUUGCUGCUCACCUGCACAUCCAUGUGUUCAGCAUUACCCACACCCACAAAGACUGACGUUUUGCCCGGGAGGAGCAGGCGGGGGGGCAUGGUGAAGAUGCCGCCCCGUUACUGACGACAGAGCAGGAAAACCCUUCAGAUCCAAACCGCAGCAGCCUUUUCAGCGUAAGCACAUCUGACUGAGCGCAAUUCAGUCGGGCUAGGCCGAAAUGAAUCAAGCAUGAUGCCAUGAGUGACAAGACAAUUUGGUGCGAAAUACUCUUCCACUUGGCGUUAAUGUGUAAGCCCCUUCAAGUGCAGGGAACAAACCAUCUCACCGGAGGGAAAUGAGCAUUUACGUAGCAUACAUGCUUGGAAAAUGAGUGGGAAAACUUUUUUUUUCUUUUUUUGACACUGUAAUGCAGUUAGAAAGUCUGACCAGUAUCCUGACCACUGCCUGGGAAAGACUGAAUAUUUGGAAGAAAACAUAGGAUUGCAGUUGUAGUGUUUGGCUGAUAAAGUGGGUUUUUAAAAGACAGAAAACUAUUCUGUGACCAGUUAAAAUGCUAAGUAUUUUGUGGUAUGGAAUUUUGGAGGAUGUCAUUUGACAAAACAAAACAAGCAAUUAUGGCUGAGUGUGCAUUUUUUUUUUGUAAUUCCUGAAAUCAACUGAUUGUCAUUCAGAAUAGCUGAAUUUGGGCUGGUUUUGUAAUUUGUUCAGCAGACCUAUCAUUUUCACUGUCACCAGUAAUGUACAGUUAAGGCUUAAAUAUUAUAAGUAAAUUUAAAUACCAUCAAAUUUUAAAAUGAACAUGAAACUGUAACAGCAGUGGUGUAGCUCACUGAAUAUCGAUUGUUAAAUUAUUACCUUUCAUUGUACAGUUCUGUGUUUUUCAAAGGCAGUUUAACCCAGAAGACAACAUAUAAGGGCAAAACAGCCCAGCUCAGACACAAAGUAAUAUAAUUUAAACGAAACCCAAUGUUUUUAUUGACGUGGUCAUUGCCUCUCACAUAAGAACCCCAAACUUCAUUCAGAUUUAAAAAGGUUCGAAUACUACAAACACAUUCCUGUCUGUCUGUAUCACAGCAGAAAACAAGCAGAAAAUCCUACUGCAUACAGUUUUUUUUUUUUUUUAAAUUAAGUACAGUUUUAAUAAUUGGGUCGAAUCUGGUGAGAAUGAAUCAUGCUAGGAAAACAAAGAAAGAAACAAAUUUUUUUAAAUGGCCAAUCUUACGAUCAUAUUAACUCUAAGAAGUGGACUUGAGGUCAAAGGGCAUAAUUUCUUUGAGGAUCGGUAUUUCAUAUUGUAAUUGUCAAGCGCUGUGGUUUAUGGUGGGACCAGGAUAGUGUGUUUAUGAUGGAAACAGGGACAGCUUGAUCUCGGAGGAACUACAGAUUGUCUCUUACCCAUUUUUCUGUCAUCCUUUUUGUAUCUUGGUAAGCCUUUGGCGUUUCUCUGUACAAGAACUAUGUCCCUGUUCAGAACACACAGUUACUCUCUACCUGCUUCUGCUCCUCCCAAAGGGCUAAUGACACUAAUAAAUUUUAUGUAAUUUACUAAUAAAAAUGUGUCUG